AUGUCUGGACUUGACUUUGACCUUAUCAAAGAAGUUAUGAGUGCUUACGAUGAUAUUUUUAAGCUCAGUUCCAAUGAUCCAGCUGAAGUUACAAAACUUUUCAAUCAAAUCAAAACAGUUUUAAUUAAUAAACUUAAAAUUCCAAUUUCAGAUCUUCUCCAAACAAUUAACAAGGCAUGUUACUUCCAUGAUCGCUAUGCAGAAGGAUAUUUCCUUUUGGUCAAGCAGAUUAUUGAAGAUUCUCCUGAACCAAAGCAGAACCCAUUCAGAUUCUGUCCAACAAUGCAUGAAUACAUCGUUUACAUUAAGGAUGAAACAAUUAAGAAUUAUUUCCAAAACAUUUGGCACCAAAAUGCCCCUUACGAAUGGUGUUCCCCUCAUGCUGAAGGUGAUAUUUUGAACAGUGUAUUAAACUGCGUAAUGAAUGAUGACGAUACGAAAUUCCCAAUAGCAAUAUUUAAUGUUGCCGAUCUAGAUAAGUAUUCUUUCAAGCAUCCAGUAUUUGAUUCACUUACUUUGCUUGAAUGGUGCUUGUACUAUGGUGCUGAAAAGUGUUUCAAUACUCUAGUUAAGAAUUUUAAUACGAAAAUUACAAAGAAGUGCCUCGAAAUGGUAUUUAUCAGUGGCAAUAUUAGCAUCCUUAAGAAAUGCCUUAAAAAGAAGUCUCCAACACAAAAAUGCAUGAGCAACGCAAUUUGUGCACAUAACAAUCAAUUUGUUAAAAUAUUUUCUGAUGAUUUUUCAGUCAAUAUCCAUGAUUGCAUUUUCUCCAGAAAUUUCACAUUGGUAAUAACUAACAAAGGCGAGUUGUUGGAUUUUGCAAGAAUUCUUUGCGAAUUUAACUUGCCUGAACUUGUGAUCAAGAUUGCAAAUGAUGCAGAUCAUCUUAUCGAGGAGACAAUCAGUGAUCUUCCAUUGAUUUGUGUUGCAGCACAACUUAAUAAUGUUGAAUUUGUAAAAUUCUUACUAGAAAAGGGUGUCAGUGUUAAUACAAAGGGCGAAAUGGGAAUGACACCAUUGCAUUAUGCAGCAAUCUACCAUUGCACAGAAGUUGCACGUGUUUUGAUUGAGAAUGGCGCAGAGAUUGAUGCAAAGGAUGAUAAGGAUUGGACACCUCUCCAUCUUGCAAGUGAAAAGAACAAUUUCGAAACUAUGAAAAUCCUUAUAGAAAAGGGAGCAGAUGUCAAUGCUAAGCAUGAUAAAGAUGCAACAACACUUCAUUGUGCUGCAGAUCACAAUUGUCUUGAAGCAUCCAAGAUUCUUGUUGAGCAUGGAGCUGAUGUUAAUGCUGUUAAUUCAGCGGGAAAGACUCCACUAAUGUAUGCAUGCAACAGAAAUUGCACAGAAACAGCAUUGUAUCUUAUUGAAAAAGGUGCUGAUAUUGAGAAGAGAUCAAACGAUGGAACAACAGCAUUCUUGUGUGCAUGUAGUUCUGGUGAUAUUGUUCUUGUCAAGAAACUCAUUGAACUUGGUACUGAUGUCAACCAAAGAGAUGAUAGUGGUUCUACAGGAUUGCUGAGGGAUAUCGUCUGCAAUAACUAUGAGAUCACAAAGCUUCUCAUUGAAAAUCAUGCAGAUGUCAAUGCAAAGAAUGAUAUUAAAUUUACUCCACUCCAUUAUGCAGCCACUAAAAACAACAAGGAUUUAAUUAAUCUCCUCCUCGAAAAUGGAGCAAAAAUUAACGAGAAAGAAGGUAUUAAAAAUAACACUCCUCUUCACAUGGCUGUUUUGUCAAGUGCGUAUGAUGUAAUCGAAACACUUUUGGAGCAUGGAGCUGAUUGUACUAUUAAAAAUGAUUAUGAAUUGACACCACUCGAAUUAACUGAAUACGCAAAAAUGGGUACACGCAAAAUGGAACUCCUUCUGCAUGAAAAAACAGAGGCCUCUCGUAGAAAUAAUAACGAAUAA
Trichomonas vaginalis G3 is the source of this 1908-nucleotide messenger RNA. Its product is annotated as spectrin binding. Gene Ontology annotation, cellular component: cytoplasm; nucleus. The record is from RefSeq and is a predicted model, not a curated record. The transcript has a single exon. Lineage: Eukaryota; Parabasalia; Trichomonadida; Trichomonadidae. Gene Ontology annotation, molecular function: protein binding. Bases 1 to 1908 code for a protein of 635 amino acids.